AUGGAAAGAGGUUGGCUCCAUGGGGAAGGAUUCCUCCUCUGCCUCAUUCUCCACCUGCUGCUUCAAGGAAGAGGAGACAAUUUCAUCAUCACUUGCUCAGGAUUCGACCAGCAUGGGGUGGAUCCUGCUGCCUUCCAAGCAGUGUUUGACAGGAAGGCCUUCCGUCCAGUCACCAACUUCAGCAUCCCCACUCAUGUCCACAUCUCCUUCACCCUGUCUGCCAACCUGGAAGUAGAUGCACAUCUUCAACUGAUGACAUCAUUCCUGUGGCUAAAUGUGAUGUGGUACAAUCCAUUCCUUAGGUGGAACCCAGUGGAAUGUUGGGGCAUCAGGAAGCUGAGCGUGGCAGCUGAGAACCUGUGGCUUCCAGAUAUCUUCAUCGAGGAGUUCAUGGAUAUGGAUCAGACCCCUCCAGGUCUCAUGGCUUAUGUCAGCAGUGAUGAUCACAUCGAAUACAGUAAACCAAUGCAGGUGACCAGCAUCUGCAACCUGGACAUCUUCUACUUCCCCUUUGAUGAACAGAACUGCACCCUCACCUCCAGCUCUUUCAUCUACACAGUGCAGAACAUGGUGUUGGGCAUGGAGCAGGACGUGCAGUAGAUUUUGAAAACAUCACAGAACGUCGUUUGGAGCAAGGGGGAAUGGGUACUUCAGGGUAUCCAUCAAAGAAUGAUGAAGAUGACUGUGGGCACCAAUGAGUAUGACCAAAUCAUCUUCUAUGUGACCAUCAGGCACAGGCGCAGCCUCUGGCCCAGAGUCAUAAGCCUCCUGGUGCCCAGUAGCUUUCUGAUAGCCAUCGACGUCCUCAGCUUCUACCUGCUGGCAGAAAGCGAGAGCUAUGCCCCAUUCAAGAUGACACUCAUGCUGGGCUACAACGUCUUCCUGCUCAUGACGUUGAAUGACUUACUCCCUGCCAGUGGCACCCCCCCCCCAUCUGUCUACUUUGCCCUGUGUCUGUCACUGAUGGUGCUCCGCCUGCUGGAGACCAUCUUCAUCACCGACCUGCUGCACCUGGCCACCACCCAGCCCCCACCCAGGCCCCGCUGGCUCCGUUCCCUGCUUCUACACUGCACCAGCCCAAGGAAACGCUGCCCCGCUGCGCCCCAGAAGGGAAACACGGGCCUGGGCCUCAGCCCUGCCCACCUGCCUGGGGAGGGAAAUCAGCACUGCCCACGCGAGCCCGUGGAGUUGGUGGGGAAGGUGCCAGGUCCCGGAGACGCAGAGCUAAAUGGGUGCCCUGGGUCAGCGAGGGCCCAGCAGGAAGACGAGGCUCAGAAGCAGCACUCGGUCAGCCUGUGGCUGCAGCUCAGCCACAUGACGGACACCCUGCUCUUCCGCCUCCGCCUGCUCUUCCCGGCCCGCUCCGUCGUCACGGUCAUCAUCCUCUGGGACACCUAG
Molecule: messenger RNA, 1398 nt
Organism: Balaenoptera acutorostrata (minke whale)
Lineage: Eukaryota; Metazoa; Chordata; Mammalia; Artiodactyla; Balaenopteridae
Product: 5-hydroxytryptamine receptor 3C-like
Biological process (GO): monoatomic ion transmembrane transport; regulation of membrane potential; chemical synaptic transmission
Cellular component (GO): neuron projection; membrane; synapse
Molecular function (GO): extracellular ligand-gated monoatomic ion channel activity; transmembrane signaling receptor activity; neurotransmitter receptor activity
Source: RefSeq, a predicted model, not a curated record